CGUACUUGUUCAAAUUGGGACGUUAGGAAAUAGAGUGCUCUCUUGGCUCUUGCCAUCUCAUCGCCAGCUUAGAAACCCGCGGCUUUCCUCAUCACACCCCUCUCCUGUUAAAACCCCGUCAAGUAUCAAAGAUUCAAAGCCCAUUGCCCCACUCCAUUUUAAUUCCCCAUCUCCUCCUCUCCCUUUCUAUAUAAACGCACCCCACGCAGCGAGACAAACUAUAGCCAUUAUUACAAGACAAAGAAGCCGGCCGGCAGACACAGCCAUGGCGGUCGGCGACGACGCCAACGGCGGCGGCGGGGUGCGGCGGCGCCAGCGCGGGUGCUUGUGCACCAAGGCCGACUUCUUCCCGGAGGAGUCGUUCUCGAGCUGGUCGGCGUACGGCCGCGCGCUGCGGAGCACGGGCUCCCGGCUGGCGGACCGGCUCACGUCGCGGUCGGCGGAGUCGGCGGAGCUCCACGAGGUGCGCGCACGCAGCGGCGCCGACAUGAGGCGGGACCUCACGUGGUGGGACCUGGUGUGGUUUGGCGUCGGCGCCGUCAUCGGCGCCGGGAUCUUCGUGCUCACGGGGCAGGAGGCGCACGACGCCGUCGGCCCCGCCAUCGUCGUCUCCUACGUCAUCUCCGGCGUCUCCGCCAUGCUCUCCGUCUUCUGCUACACCGAGUUCGGCGUCGAGAUCCCCGUCGCAGGCGGAUCCUUCGCGUACCUGCGCGUGGAGCUCGGCGACUUCAUGGCGUUCGUGGCGGCGGGCAACAUCCUGCUGGAGUACUGCAUUGGCGGCGCGGCGGUGGCGCGCGCGUGGACGUCCUACUUCGCCACGCUGCUGAACCACAAGCCCAACGACUUCCGCAUCCACGCGUCGUCGCUCUCCGCCGAAUACUCCGAGCUCGACCCCAUCGCCGUCGUCGUCAUCGCGCUCGUGUGCGUCUUCGCCGUGGUCAGCACCAAGGGCACCUCCCGCUUCAACUACGUGCUCUCCAUCGUCCACAUCGCCGUCAUCAUCUUCAUCAUCGUGGCCGGGCUCACCAGGGCCGACACCGCCAACAUGCGGGACUUCAUGCCCUACGGCGUCCGCGGCAUCUUCUCGGCGUCCGCCGUGCUCUUCUUCGCCUACAUCGGCUUCGAUGCCGUGAGCACCAUGGCCGAGGAGACCAAGAACCCGGCGCGCGACAUCCCCAUCGGCCUCGUCGGCGCCAUGACGCUCACCACCGCGCUCUACUGUGUCCUCGCCGUCACGCUCUGCCUCAUGCAGCCGUACGGUGCCAUCGACAAGGACGCGCCCUUCUCCGUGGCGUUCGCGGACAGGGGCAUGGACUGGGGCAAGUACAUCGUCGCCUUCGGCGCGCUCAAGGGGAUGACCACCGUGCUGCUGGUCGGCGCCGUCGGCCAGGCGCGGUACCUGACGCACAUCGCACGGACGCACAUGAUGCCGCCGUGGCUGGCGCAGGUGCACCCGCGGACGGGGACGCCCGUGAACGCCACCGUCGCCAUGCUCGCCGCCACCGCCGUCAUCGCCUUCUUCACCGACCUCAACAUCCUCUCCAGCCUGCUCUCCAUCUCCACGCUCUUCAUCUUCACGCUCGUCGCCGUGGCGCUGCUGGUCCGCCGCUACUACGUCUCCGGGGAGACCACGGUUGCCGACCGGAACAAACUGGCGGCGUGCAUCGCCGCCAUCCUGGCGACGUCGGCCGCGACGGCGGGGUGCUGGGGGGUGGACGUCAAGGGGUGGGUUCCGUACGCGGUGACGGUGCCCGCGUGGCUGGCGUCGACGGCGUGCCUGUGGGCGUUCGUGCCGCAGGCGAGGGCGCCCAAGCUGUGGGGGGUGCCGCUGGUGCCGUGGCUGCCGUCGGCGUCCAUCGCCAUCAACGUGUUCCUGCUGGGCUCCAUCGACUACAAGUCGUUCAUGCGGUUCGGGAUAUGGACGGUGGCGCUGCUCGUCUACUACCUCUUCGUCGGCCUUCACGCGUCCUACGACACGGCCAAGGCGCUCGCCGCCGAGUUGGCCUUGACCGCCAAGGUGGAGGAAGGCGACGGCAAGCCGGCAAGAGGCGCCGUCCACAACGGUGAUUACUGAACUCUGAAGGGAGAUGUAGUCGUGGAUAUAAAAUGGUAGUGCUAGUGCUUAAUGUUACGACUGAAAACUAUUAGUCGAACAUAAGUAAGCUUGUACAAAUCUUAUGCGGUCAUUAGACCACGCUUGUUGUGUAGUUAAAUUGUGUUUAGUUCAUGUUCGUACACUAUUUGAAUUUUAUCCUAGAGAUCAAGAGUUUCUGUAAUGGCUCCA
Messenger RNA from Setaria italica (foxtail millet), 2284 nucleotides. Its product is annotated as cationic amino acid transporter 1. The coding region runs from base 266 to 2074 and encodes 602 amino acids. NCBI's taxonomy places the organism in Eukaryota, Viridiplantae, Streptophyta, Magnoliopsida, Poales, Poaceae. Gene Ontology annotation, biological process: amino acid transport; transmembrane transport. Gene Ontology annotation, cellular component: plasma membrane. The transcript has 2 exons. The record is from RefSeq and is a predicted model, not a curated record. Gene Ontology annotation, molecular function: L-lysine transmembrane transporter activity; L-glutamate transmembrane transporter activity.